This is a messenger RNA of Annulohypoxylon maeteangense, 4277 nucleotides long. RefSeq lists its product as uncharacterized. The coding region runs from base 116 to 4123 and encodes 1335 amino acids. The transcript has 11 exons. Gene Ontology annotation, biological process: arachidonate metabolic process. The record is from RefSeq and is a predicted model, not a curated record. NCBI's taxonomy places the organism in Eukaryota, Fungi, Ascomycota, Sordariomycetes, Xylariales, Hypoxylaceae. Gene Ontology annotation, cellular component: membrane.
AAGGAGAGAUUCUUGUCUACAUAUUUUCAUAUAGCCUCUUUGGACUUACUACUCCUCUAACCUCGAGUCUAUCUACCGAUGGGACAUAUUCUACGAAUGUUAUUAUACGACGAAGAUGAAUACAGGGCCACCAAGCAACGCUUGUUUCACCUGCAAAUCUACAGGCAAGCAAACUUAUUCUUGCAUCCAAUGCAAUAAUCUUUCGUUCUGUAACGACUGUUGGUCUCAAUGGGUUCUGCACUUACCCGGCGCCGUUGGUUACGAUAAUAGACCACACGAAAAGGCAAACGCGCAAGUCGUCCAACGGCUCCGCCAAAUCCUCGAGCCCUCUAAAAACGAAAAUGACCACGAACAAGAACUUCAAAGCGAUGACGACACAACCUGGUUCGGAGUUGGUCGAGAUUCGGCUAACCAGCCAGUCUUCCAAGAUCAUGGUCGCUUUGCGAAUCUGAUGAGCGAGAGCCAGACACAAGACCUUGGGAACCGAUAUCCCCAGCUUGUUUCUUUUAUCGGACAGACAGGUGCUGGGAAGAGUACACUGAUUAAGAUGCUAAUCGAUCGACUUGAUAUGAGACUUAAUGAUCAGAGAACUCGAUUUCCUUCCCCUGUCACGUCGUCCAGUAAUGACCGAGUUCCUACUACGGGAGAUGUUCAUUUAUACGCCGAUCCAUCUUCUUAUUACACAAAAGGGCCUGUGCUGUAUGCAGACUGCGAAGGCCUCGAUGGAGGAGAAGCUAUUCCUAGGGGAUUAAGACACCGAGCCAAGGAAAACGGAGAUCCAAAACCCGAGACACCUGCUGGCAACGGAUCUUCUCGAAUGAUGCGAGCGUCAUACCAACCUUCUUCUAAUCGUAACCAUGCGCAACCUACCAAUACCAAUUCUAUGCACAUCGAGACGAAGAAGAAGAUGCAGAAGAAUCGACAUAGUUCUCAAAGAGACAUAACUUGGGCAGUAACUCCUGAAACCAAGAAACGAGAAUAUGCCGUGACUCAGCUAUACCCUCGGUUACUAUACACCUUUUCUGAUGUCGUCGUGUUUGUGCUUAGGAACCCGAGGGCAUUCGAAUCAACAGUGUUGGAAAAGCUCUUACAGUGGGGAUCAUCAUCGAUUGAUAAGUCCCUGAAUCAGCCUGCUCUUCCACACGCCGUAAUCGUCCUCAAUGCAACUGAGAACGCCGACGAGAAAGAAUGGGAUAUAGAGACCGCUACCAACCUGUUUCUAAACGACAUUAAGGGCGCCGUCUUCCGCGAACCCCGUUUCUCUGAGCAUGCACGUAUGUGGCAGGAUACUGGCCGGAAGAUUAAAUCUACCCGCGACCUCCUCGAAUGCUACUACGCUUCAAUCACUGUAGUCAGAAUUCCAUCACGCGGUAGGUAUAUGUUGAUGGAUGAACAGGCAGAAAAGCUUUUUGGUGUCAUUAAGGGGAAAUGCCAAGAGUCUCUGUUCACGAAGAAAAGAGUCCGCAUGUUGGCAACAGCAGAAAAGCUCCAAAAAUACCUGCAAGCCGCCUAUGACCACUUUUCUAGAGACCUCAACACGCCGUUUGAUUUCAUCAAAGAGGCUUUGAAACACAACCCGAUCCCACAGGAUUUUGGUGGAAAUAUCUUGAAUCUCGCCGUUGCAAUCAAACAAAACUGUGACUCGCUUCAGGGGGACACGGAAAAGAUAUUCGACAUGAUGGCUCCUAUGAUAUCAUCCUGUAUUAUGCUUGAUGCUGUCCGCCAGAACUUAAUGGGGACUACGAUACAGCUUCUCAACGAUGCUUAUGUCGAAUUUUGCCAGCUCGCCCUCCAGGAAUUCUCAGACCUCUACACUCCCUGUACUUACAGGAGCUAUAAGUACGGAAAAUGUUGUAAUGUCAAAGCAGGACAUAACCCCAAAGGGCACCAGAAUGAAAGUGGCAAGAUCAUCGGUUCUGGAGGCUACGAAUCCAACUUCGACUACCACGAAUAUGCACCCAAAUGGAUAGACCGUAUUUCAGCCAAACUGGAAGAGUUGCAAUUCAAAUUCAUCGAACGAAGCUAUAAGUUACUAGAGUACUCCGAGCACCAUAUUGCGGCUGAUGUUCAUAAAAAGACGAUCAACGAAUUCUACCGUUCUCUAGGAAACCCCGAGGAUUUCAAAAGCCACACUGCAUGCUUUUCUUGCCUUCGCGAACUUCCCGAACAUGCCUUGCCUUGUGGCCACGUCCUAUGUCUCCCAUGCGUUAAGGCAUACGGGACGAACGUGUCAAAAACCACGAUAGAACUCCGGAAUUGUCCUUUGCACGCACGGGACACGACCUGGGAAUCGGUGUGGACUGUUUUGGUAAAGCCUGCAUUUGCCGGUACUCGAGUACUCUGUUUAGAUGGAGGCGGCAUACGAGGUAUCGUUGAGCUGCAGACCCUGAAAGCUAUUGAAAGGAUACUGGGGCCAAAACUUCCCAUCCAAUACUUUUUCGACCUAAUCGUAGGCACAAGUACUGGUGGUAUCAUUGCUUUAGGACUGGGUGUGAACAAUUGGACAGUGGACGAAUGCAUUCGCAAUUUCAAGGACCUGUGCGGCCAAGCCUUCAAGCCCCGAGAGAUGAUCGGAAUCCCCUUACUCCAAAAUCUGGCUGUUCUAAAUCACGGAAGCAUGUAUAAAACAAGACCGUUCGAAGCAUUACUCAGGAAGACAUUCACGGAGAAGCCUCUGUUUGGGGGUGCUAACGAUCUAAGCGAGAUGAUCACGAAGGUAGCCAUUACAACGACAAGUGAGAUGAAACAGCAUGCAGUAGUCCUCGCAAACUACAAUCGACAGGGAUCAACUGAAUACGACCUGCCUUACAGAUUUGAUAGGUUUACCGAACCGGAAAAGGAGUUCAAAAUAUGGGAGGCAGCUCGUGCUACAUCUGCUGCUCCCCCAUUCUUCAAGACCUUCCAGAAACACGAAACGCGAAACACUUACAUCGACGGCGCUCUCUACCACAACAACCCGGUAUGGGUUGCUCAUCAUGAGAGGAAGCUCAUUUGGCCAGACGUCUGUAAUUCCCCUCCAGAUAUUCUGCUCUCAAUCGGUACGGGGAAGAAUACCUUAGAAAUGGAUGAACACUACCUACAUUCGAGUCAGGCAAGACAAUUCGAUCUUCCUUCCCAUUCAAAACCGAAGACUCGCAAAAGGACCUCACUACCCCAUUCACUAUUAAGCAUAGCCACAAAUCGAUUCGACAACUUACUUGAAUGCAACAAAAUCUGGGACAACUACUUCGCAGAGACCUCGUCUUCGGACUAUAGUAGGAUCUCUAGCAUGAAUAAACGGCGGUUGAUCCGCCUCAAUCCGGACCUGCGCUUCAAAGUUCCACGAUUAGAUGCUGUCGAAGAGCUCGAUCAUAUUGAAAAGGCUGCGAUUGCAGAUCUUAAUAAAAACAAAGCGAAGGUUAUAGAAGUUGCUCACAGGCUCAUCGCCAGCACGUUCUUUUUCGAGAAAGAUCCCAACUCAGUGAGACCUACAGAUCACGGUUAUGAAUGCAUUGGGCGAAUCCACUGUAGGUUUACCAACUCGUCGGCUGAAAUGAAGGCCUUGGGAGGCUUCUUGAGGAAUUGCCUUCAAGAACACUUCGAGCCUUUCUUCGUGGUGGAGGAAGAUACGAGUUACCUAGGAGAUGAAGUCAAGCACAUCAUCAGCGAGAAAAGCAUCGAAGACAUGUAUGUCCGAGGUCGGUUCGACUUGCCAAAUAUCCAGGUACAAAUGUCUAAAGAGCUUGCCGUUACAACCAUCUCGCUGUCGCUGCAAUCAGGAAAUUAUCCUCACACGGCAAACUCCUACCUUCCCAUUAGUGGCUUUCCUCGAGAGCUUGUGAUAGAAGACAACAAGGAAAUAGUUUCGAAACCUCGUCCACGGCUAUUUCAGCCCCGUCAUAGUGGCGAGCACCGUGUACCCCAUCGGUUCCAUAGUCUCAAGUCUUCAAAUAGCCUUCGGCACUUGUCUUCAAAGAAAAACCUACGGGAAGUAUUCUCUGAUAGUGGAAUCUCAGGAGCCGAUACAGAAAAGGCGCCAACUUCUCCUUCAUUGGAAGUCCCAUACGCACCAAAUGACGUUCGCAGGUGGGUGCAUGAUCGUGCCAAUUCCCCAGGGCAGUUUGUGUAUGAGUUGGAAGCAUAAUAUGGGUUAUUAUAAAUAGAGUCAUUCAAUACCUAGGUACAGGUACCUAGUAGUAUGUUUAUGGCGAGUAGGUCAUGUUUAUAGUCGAUCGUUCUAAGGUGAUCUCAUCUUGUAUCUAACAGAAAAUAAACAAUCAUCCAUCAACAUCAUUAAA